Ostertagia ostertagi is the source of this 381-nucleotide messenger RNA. The record is from the annotation of a GenBank genome assembly. Lineage: Eukaryota; Metazoa; Nematoda; Chromadorea; Rhabditida; Trichostrongylidae.
AGCAGAUCAGCAUGCUCGAGAAGUUUGAUCUCAGAUACGCACUACAAUUCUGUGCCUAUUUCGCUCUUCUACCUUGCGGCAUGGGUGACGUUUCGCUUGUUUCCCGUGCUAAUAGGAACCGGCGGUGUCGAGUAUUUCAUUAUAAUUUCAAUGAGUGUGACGGUGAAUUCAUCUGCUAACGCCUUCGUUUACAUCACUUCAAAUGAAGAGGUGAAAUCAGUACUGUCUUCGAGGAAUCUCAGCAGCACAGUGCUUCAUACAAUCUUUCUAAACUAUAAGCAGCUGCAGUGGUUCAAAAGGGGUGACACUCUAGUAGUUGAUCCCGAAUCACAAUGCUAUUUGUCACUUCCCCAACUUCUGUUCCGAAUUCUUCAAAUGCGA